AUGGCCGCGGCCGCGAUGGCCGAGCGGGGCCGCUUGCUGCCUGCAGCUGCGCCCGCGCCAGGCCUGGGCACCGAGGGGCUGCCGCGCGCCUUCCUGCAGAGCCUGCGCACCCUCUUCGACAUCCUGGACGACCGGCGGCGCGGCUACGUGCACCUGGGCGAGAUCGAGUCGCGGUGGCAGGGCGCCGACGCGCGCGAGCUGCCCCGCGGCGUGCUCGACGGCCUGCGGCAGGCGGCUCCAGCCAGCGGCUACCUGACCUUCGAGCGCUUCGUGGCCGGCCUGCGCUCCUCGCUGCUGAGCGCCGAGGGCGGCCCGCGGGGCCCGGCUGGCGCCCCGGCCCAAGAGGGCAGCCUGGGGGCGCGGCCCGCGGAGAAGACGCUGCCGCCGCAGCGGCUGCUCUUCGCCCCCGCAGACGAGCCGCGCACGGUGCUGGAGAAGAAGGCCCUGCCCCUGGGGGCGCGCCCCCCGCCUGCCGGCCCCGGGGGCGCGGCCCGGAGCCUGGAGCGACUGUGCGGCCCGCAAGAGACGGCGCCCGGGCCCGGGGAGGCUGAGCGGAGCCUGACCGCGGACGCUGGUGGGGUGGCCUGCAGGGCCGCGGAGGUGGACGUGGGAGAAACCCGGCGGGUGCCACGUGCCCGGGGAGGGCAUCGCAGGCACACCAUCACCAGCGGUGCGGACUGUGACCUGCUGAAGCAGCUGAAGGAGCUGGAGCAGGAGAAGGAGGUGCUGCUGCAGGGCUUGGAGAUGAUGACACGGGGCCGGGACUGGUACCAACAGCAGCUGCAGCGCGUGCAGGAGCGCCAGCGCCGCCUGGGCCAGGGCAGAGCCGGCACCGACUCGGGGGCUGAAGGAAGCCUCCGCCCACUGGGGCAGCUGCUGCCCAAGGUACAGGAGGUGGCCCGGUGCCUGGGGGAGCUGCUGGCUGCAGCCUGUGCUGGGAGAGGGAGUGCUCCGCCCUCGUCCUCGGGGCCCCCGGGCCCCUCUGCCCUGGCCCCCGCCUUGCCCUCAGCCCCAGCCUGGCCGAAGCAGACCAUCCUCAUGCUGAAGGAGCAGAACCGACUCCUCACCAAGGAGGUGAGGGACAAGAGCCAGCGUGUCACCCAGCUGGAGCAGGAGAAGUCAGCCCUCAUCAAGCAGUUGUUCGAGGCUCGAGCCCGCAGCCAGCAGGAGGCCGGACCCCUAGAUUCCACCUUUAUCUAG
Messenger RNA from Trichechus manatus latirostris (Florida manatee), 1200 nucleotides. RefSeq names its product suppressor APC domain containing 2 (gene SAPCD2). Lineage: Eukaryota; Metazoa; Chordata; Mammalia; Sirenia; Trichechidae. The coding region runs from base 1 to 1200 and encodes 399 amino acids. The record is from RefSeq and is a predicted model, not a curated record. The transcript has 6 exons.